Aricia agestis (brown argus) is the source of this 665-nucleotide messenger RNA. It is a transcript of the gene EMC4, whose product is annotated as ER membrane protein complex subunit 4. Bases 30 to 548 code for a protein of 172 amino acids. Lineage: Eukaryota; Metazoa; Arthropoda; Insecta; Lepidoptera; Lycaenidae. The transcript is spliced from 2 exons. The record is from RefSeq and is a predicted model, not a curated record. Gene Ontology annotation, biological process: protein folding in endoplasmic reticulum. Gene Ontology annotation, cellular component: EMC complex.
CAAUUUUAAAUUUAUAAAUUAAAAGAAACAUGUCGCAUCAGAAAUCAAUAAAAAAAUUCAAAUGGUCCAUGGACUUUAACUCAUCCAAACCUAAAUCUGUAACUAUGGAUGUACCUUCACCGCCGGGAUACAGCCAGUCAGCAAAUACAAAUUAUACUGAAGCAUCUAAAGAUACAGACAAUCUUUUAUUGAUAAAAAAAUUAUGGGAUGUCGCCCUUGGACCCUUGAAACAAGUUCCUAUGAAUCUGUUCAUUAUGUACAUGGCUGGAAAUUCUAUUUCGAUUUUCCCAAUAAUGAUGGUUGGUAUGUUGAUUGUGAGACCAGUCAAGGCAUUGUUCUCUACACAAAGCACAUUUAAAAUGGUAGAAGGAACACAAGCAGCAACUCAGAUGAUGGUGUACAUAAUAGGGAAUAUGGUGAACAUUGGUCUCGCUUUAUAUAAAUGUCAGAGUAUGGGCUUGCUCCCUACACAUGCAAGUGAUUGGCUGGCAUUUGAAGAGCCUUUGAGAAGAGAUGAAUAUUUAGGGGGAGGGUUAUCAUUACUAUAAAAAAUGUACUACAUUGCAGUUCAUUAUUAUUUAUUCAAAUCAUUGUAAUUUCCUACAGUUACAGUACAGUUGUAUUUACAGUAAAAUAAAUAUUUCAAUCCAUUUGAGUAUGCAUAA